GGAGGAUCGAUUACGGCCUUGCAAGGGGUUAACUAUCGUUGUCGGAACCGUCUACCUUCAAUUUUUUUCUCUUUUGACUUCCUGGUUUUUGAUUGUCUCCUCAUAGUUUUUUGAUUUGAUAAAUCACCCAAUUUUCGUCGUCGUCGUUGUCGGGCUCCUUACGUCCAUCGGGAUUAUUGUCACCUUGGCGCCUGGGAAAUCUCCAGCUCAUCCACUUUUUUGAAUCGUCAAAAGUUGGACAUGGCUGUUGCUGUGGACGAGACAACGGCUGAUUUGAAACCGCUUUCUCCGCCAUCAGACGCUCAGAUAGUCCCUGGGUCACAGGCACCCCCUGCAGCCGAUCUAGACGCAAAGACCAAUGGAAAUACCACGGAUGCUUCUGCCAUACCCAAAGUAAACGUCAAUGGCGAGCCCGUCAGCAGUCCCCGUCCGUCAGCAAGUUUUGGCCGUGUAGAUGCAGAGGAUGCGAGAUGGGGCUCCAAUUUUUGGGUGACUUUAGUAGAUCCGCAGACUAGCACUGUAUUCUUCGCGUGCCCUGCCACUGGACAAGUGAGCUGGGAUCCACCAGCUGGUACGUUUGUUUUGCCUCCGAGUACGGAGGGAGAGUGGUGGGAGCUCAGCGAUGACUCCCGUGGUGGAAUCCCAUACUAUUACCAAACCAAGACAGGGGAGACAGUCUGGGAACGUCCAGAUAGUUUUGUCAUUCCCCUGACUGUCAUUCAAGUGAUACAUUCACGAAUCUACUAUAGCGCCAGGUCGGCCUCCCUGUCGAACUCGGACUCGAUCACAGGCAAGCACAAAAGAUGCGCGCCCUGUGUCACUCCGUUCCAACGUAGAGCCCCCGUUGCCCCGACACUCAUUAUCAUCCACGCGGACUCCCAUCAUGGAUGGUCAAAUGGACACCAUCUACCCCCUAUACCCGCAUCCCCGUACACAACGGAACCUUCUACACCAUCCUCACGAAAAUCAUUAUCAACGCCACCUGCCAAGGUCGCAGCGAGCGGAAGUACACGAUCGAGUCGCCACAAAGAGAAAGACAGACGUCCAGUCUCAGAUAUCGAUGACACCUCACCAUCGCGAUCGCGGGCAAAAUCAUCCUCUUAUGUACCACAUCGAUCUCCCAUCCCACAAAGUCUCAACGCUGCUGUGGAGAUGCUGUCGUUGUCUGAGCGACGGGCUGCUUCUGACACUGAGGCAACCAAGAACAUGAGCGCCGUCAAGAACCCCACAGGAGGAAAACCAAUUCCAAUCGCUAGGCAACCUACUCACUCUGCCCCUACUACUACUUUAGCAUCCGGCACAUAUCCCGUCCUUCCUCAUGACCUCGCAUCAGACAUCCAACAAUUCGUCGAAUCAGACUACGCAAGACAAUAUUUCUCUACACAUCGUACAGGCUUCAUCUUCAGGCGCAAGGUUCCCGUUGCACAAAUGAUGACAUGGCAGAAGGCGCCCCUCAGCUCGCCACUUCUCACAUUGAAUCGCUCGCUGAAGAACGAUGCAGUCCGGAUUUUCAAAGUCAUCCAACACAUCAUGGGCGACCGCGAGCGUGAGAAAUCGGCCGGUAUACCCGUUCAUAAUGGCUCUGUGCAUUCCCUUACAGGAAGCACCGUCGGUCUACUGGAGGAAGAGCGAUGGUUACUUGGAGAAGGUUUGGCGCAUGGCGAGCUGAGAGAUGAGAUAUAUUGUCAGUUGAUGAAGCAGCUCAAUGGGAAUCCCAAUACAGAAAGCGUCUUCAAAGGCUGGCAGAUGCUCUGCGUACUCCUCACUGCUUUCCCACCCUCGAAGAACUUCGAAACCUACCUGCGUUCCUUUAUGCAACAGCGGACGACUCAGCAAGAGGGCAGGGUUGACGUGAUAGCCAAGCACUGUCUCCGCCGUCUAGUUGCGAUCUCGAAGAAAGGACCACGUGGAAAGCCUCCGACGAUGGCAGAGAUCGAGACCGCGUCAGAUGCCGCCUUCAAUCCAUCCACAUUCGGAGAAUCGCUGGACGCGACGAUGCGCCUGCAGGAGCGCAACUACCCACACGAGAAGAUCCCUAUUAUUCUCCCAUUCCUCGCAGAUGGGAUCCUUGCUCUUGGGGGCAUGAAAGCGGAGGGCAUUUUCCGCGUCGCUGGGGAUAGCGACUCCGUGUCGGAACUGAAGUUGCGCAUUGAUAGGGGCUACUACACGCUUGACAGCGUUGAUGAUCCGCAUGUCCUAGCUUCGUUGCUCAAACUCUGGUUGCGUGAGUUAUCCGAUCCACUGGUACCUGAAGAGAUGUACAACGACUGCAUCACGCAUUCUCGCGAGCCUGAAAUGUGCAUACAGCUCGUUAGGCGUCUGCCCACGAUAAACAGACGAGUCGUUAUUUUCCUGAUCAGCUUCUUGCAGUUCUUUUUGGAGGAGAAGGUGCAGACGGCAACGAAAAUGACGUCGGCGAAUCUGGCGUUGGUGAUGGCGCCAAACUUGCUGAGGUGUAAUUCAGAAUCUAUGACUGUUGUGUUCACAAAUGCUCAGUAUGAACAAGUGUUUGUUUAUAAUCUUUUGAUGCAUCUCAAGUGCGAUCAAAUUGACGCGGAUUAUGUUCCCGUCCAUGGCCUUGGUGCCAGCCUACCAUCACCCCCACAACCUCGCGUUUCUAAAUCUCGCAACAGAAAGUGA
Suillus subaureus is the source of this 2640-nucleotide messenger RNA. RefSeq lists its product as uncharacterized. Gene Ontology annotation, cellular component: cytoskeleton; cytoplasm. Bases 241 to 2640 code for a protein of 799 amino acids. The record is from RefSeq and is a predicted model, not a curated record. Gene Ontology annotation, molecular function: GTPase activator activity; protein binding. NCBI's taxonomy places the organism in Eukaryota, Fungi, Basidiomycota, Agaricomycetes, Boletales, Suillaceae. The transcript is spliced from 10 exons. Gene Ontology annotation, biological process: signal transduction.